Messenger RNA from Adineta ricciae, 342 nucleotides. Lineage: Eukaryota; Metazoa; Rotifera; Eurotatoria; Adinetida; Adinetidae. The record is from the annotation of a GenBank genome assembly.
AUGAAAUCAUUCAUCAUCGUCGCUAUUGUUCUUCUUGGCUGUUUUGCCAUCAACGAAGCUCUUCAAUGCUACUCACAUGAUGUUUGCUCAACAAACUGUCCACAGCUUAGCAACACAAUCAAACAAUGUAAUGCUGAUGAAACUAAAUGCUACAAACUUGCAGCUGUUGCUGGUGUUAGCCGUGGUUGCGGCAAAGAUCGAUGCAACUUCCAAGCUGAUGUUGCUUCAAAUCUUGCUAACGUUUGCUGCGAAAGUAACCUAUGUAACUCGGCUGUUACACCAAAGAUGGCACUUAGCACAAUCUUCAUGGUUAUUGCUGCCUUUCUUUUCGCUCGUAUGUGA